Penicillium vulpinum is the source of this 261-nucleotide messenger RNA. RefSeq lists its product as uncharacterized. The transcript has 3 exons. Bases 1 to 261 code for a protein of 86 amino acids. Lineage: Eukaryota; Fungi; Ascomycota; Eurotiomycetes; Eurotiales; Aspergillaceae. The record is from RefSeq and is a predicted model, not a curated record.
AUGACAAGGAAGUUUACAUCCUCCAAGGAUGCCGACCCCCGUCUUCGAACAAGUCCUGACCGGAUUUUGCGAUUUUCCUCAGAUGAGGGGUCACAACUUGUCCCGUCACCAAUCAGGCGUCUGGGUUCGUCACACUCUGUACACCUGCAGCAUGUCCACUGGAAGCAGGACGAUGGGGUGAUCACUCCAUCCCCACCAACCGUUCCUCGAUUGCCCAGCCAAAGUGCAGUCACAAACCAGCCUGUAGGAAGCCUCGUCUAA